CACUGCGCGCCCCCGCUCCUCUCUCACUUCAACAUCCCGCUCCAACUCUCAGUUCCUGUCUACGCAUUCUAUGGCUGAACCCUUUCGAUAGUGCUCCUGGAGCCUUCGGUGCGAACCUCAAUGACGAGCAGCCCGAUCUUAUGAUAAUUGACUCUCCCGAUCUCCCUCCUGGAACUCCUAUGGAAAUUUGCCUUCCUGAACCUCAGACCGCCGCCUCAUAUUUUCCUGCCAAUACAACCACUGGAACCAGUGCAGCUUCACAACUUCCCUUUCAGUCGCUGUCUCUUGGCCCGUCUUCCUUUGCUACUGCUGCUCCCACCACUGGCACACGUGCGCCUUACCACAACUUACCCUCCCAGCGGCCUCUGCCUCUCGCUGGUCCGGUUUUUUCUGAAUCGGUGUUUUCUUUUGCUGCUCCUCCUACCACUACCGAUCUCUCCUCUCGUAUUCAGAUCCCUCAGCCGGCGCUCCCCUCCGUUCGCGAAAACUUCCCGGUACUUCACGCCCGCUACGACGAUUCGUUUGACCGUAUCUAUGGCUGGGACCCUUCUGCUCCCAUGCCCGGUUACCCUGCGCUGACCGAUCCUCAAUCCUGCGGUCCCCUCCCUCGCCCGGCCAACCCUCAUUCGCUUCUAGAGAACUCCCGCAUCAUGCACCCCGCCGAACGUCCCAAACCGAUGGCGAUUCCUUUGAAUGGUCCCAAAGCGGACCCGCGCAAACGCACCUCCUCGUCUCUCGUGGGCAUUCGCAAGACUUCCUUUUCUAUCCUUCCUGGUAGCUCUAUAUUCCGUCGCAACAAUCGUGCCUCCUCUCUCCAGAACGCCGUGACCAAGUCGCAGGUGUCAUCCCGUAUGGCGGAAUUCUGUUCAGCGAUCGCGGCUGCUCGUGAACAAGAAGUGCCGCAGUCGCCUUACUCGGCCGCCGUGAAGCGUAAUCUGGAAGCCUUCCGGAUUGGGUACCUGCCUUCUCGAAAGCAGGUCCCUUCCAAACCCUCCGCCUCUGCUUCUCUGAUCGCUGAGAGCAAGCCUCGGCUCGACAAGCCCGACGGCCCUUCUCACAAGGUUCCUUCGCCGGACAAGGACUCAGAUCUCAUUGCAUCUCUGCAGGCCGCCAACCUGCGGAGACUGCGUGAAUCUGCAGAGAAACCGUCUGUUACCUCCAAGGUGUGCGACCAGGCCACCACCACCACCACCACCACCACCAGUGCGUCUCUCCAGGACGCCGAACGUUCGGAUCCGCGAUCUCCCCGAAGCCUUGGCGCACGUGACCUGGAGACGUCCGUGCCGCACCGGCUGGGAUCCCCCGUCGCUUUUCCGGUCUCCGUCCCCGGCAACUCGUCUCCUCGCAAGAGAUCGAUCUUCGAGGCAGACGCAGACGCGCCAAAGGGUCGCUUCGACAUGAUCCGCGACGAGCAUCUUGACGCCUAUUCUGGGCUAUCGUCAAUGCCUGGCAGUUGGCCAGAGGCCCCAGAAAGCGUCCCUUCCGAUGCACAGCCUGAGGCGGAUGGACACGUUGGCCAGCCAGGUUUCUGGCACUGGUGCAAAAAAUUCUUCGUCGGCCCUCGGGGUGUGGGCACCGCCUUCACGGGCGCUGCUCGCACCGCCGUCGAAGUCACCGGGUCGGUCAAGCGCCGUGUCCUCGCCUUUUUCGAACCGCGAGCCAGAGCGCAACCUCCCCAACCUACGGCGGCGGGGUCUCGGCCUCCCCACCGUCGUAGGUCGCGAGGGUCCACAGAAGGACAGCGAACUCGCUCUGCCAGUCCCUGCUCCCUCCGUGCACACGCCUACGCUCGAAACUACCUCCCCCUCCCAUCAGCUCCUUUCUCCUCUCUUUCCAGUCAACGUGCCGAUCGAUGCCGGUCUCUUGGCUCCGGCCGAGCAGAUCAAGAGCAGACCUCGCAAGAAGCGCACGCACGUUUCGGACCAUGACGACGCAUUGCUGCACAAGCCACGUCGCCAUGGGGGCGUGAAGCCCAUGUCCACCCGUCGGACUCGCCCGAAGGGAGUCCGGCGCACCG
Molecule: messenger RNA, 2017 nt
Organism: Penicilliopsis zonata CBS 506.65
Lineage: Eukaryota; Fungi; Ascomycota; Eurotiomycetes; Eurotiales; Aspergillaceae
Exons: 3
Coding region: 141-1928 (595 amino acids)
Source: RefSeq, a predicted model, not a curated record